ACAAACCUAUGAGAUUUUGACAUUCCUGCUCCACGGGUAGUUCUCAUAUGUUCGAAUUAAAUUUAUGAAUUUGUUUAUAAAUUAUAUAAUACUUAACGUUACUGACGCGGUGAUGUAAAAUAACUUAUGGAAAAUUGCAUAGUGAAUGAAAGCAUUAAUAAUGAUUUUCUUUCGCAGUCUUAUUCGGAAGGUAUUGAAAGAAUUACCAGGAUGAAAGACAAAAUCUUUAAUUUUCAAAUAUCGGAAAAAUUUUUGGAAGUUCGAAAGAAAACUUGGGACACUUUGUUGAAUAAAUAUUCCAAGGAGAUGUCUGAUAUAGAGAUAAAUAUUGAUACUUUAGAACCUGUAGAAAAUGAAGAAAACAAAGUAGUUAGUGAAGGAGAGUAUAGUUGUGGACAGAGAGUACCUAUGCGUAAACCAGCAACUUUCGUACAGUACUGGAUAAAUACUGGUAAUCCACCCUAUAAGACUCUUCUAGAUGAGAACGAAUUAUCCGAAGCUGGCUCGUCUCUAAGCGAAAAAGAAAUUGCAUCUUUAUUAAUAUCUCCGGUCACAAAUGCAGAUAAGGGUACAAAAUGCAAAAAUGACUCGUCUUGCAGUUCUGUAGAUACUGCGGCUUACAUUCUAUCAAACGCAAAUAUUACAAAGAAAGCAGAUACUAUAGCUAUUAUAAAAGGUGCAAAAUGUGUCGAGGUUAAACCCCUAAAGGAAGUUGCUGUUAAAGAAAAAGAAGUUCCAUCCAAUAAUAAGAUUAAAUAUAUGGAAAUCAUCCCCAGAAUCAAUCGUUCGAUAACGCACAAAGACAACGAUAAUGAUAAUGUUAAUGUUGAUAGUUUGGAUACCGAACCGUAUCCAAUGUCUACAGAAUGUAUGACAGCAGACAUAUGUGGUAAAGUGGCUACUAGCACCUUAAUAUCUUCUAAUGCAAUACAGUCUAAUGUGUAUUCGCAGAGUUUAUUUUAUGAAGAAACAAAUAAAACAGAUGAAUCUAAUAUCAGUCAAAGAAAUUCAAAUGUACAGACUAUAGAUAAUAUUGCAUCCAUUUUACGACGCUUUAAUAAAACAUCGAAACGAUUGAUCGUAAACAAUAAAAAUAAUGAUGUGUCAGAUUUAGAUCAAAAUAAAGUGUUAGAGAUGGAUUUUCACAAGAAGCAAGUAUCAGAAAAUGAAAUGCAUGAAAUUAUUGCAAAAAAUACAAGUUUGACAACUCUCCAUCGUAAGAAAUUAUAUAUAGGUAGGGAUUCUCCUGUAGACCUAAUACUAACCGAAACACAUAGUGUAAAUAGAUUAUCUGGAGCAAAACAAAGUUUACAUCCUGCUUUAGAUCUUGAUGAUACAAUUAAAGGAGAACCAUUUUUAACUCGUAAAGGCAAAAGUAAACAUUCAUUCUCUGCUAAAACGAACCUCGAUUCUAAGAAGAUCAAGGAAAGAGAAAAAAGAAAACUCAAUUGUAUUUCCAAUGAAAUUAUUACAGAGAUUAGUAACAAGGAUAGAAAUGACAAGAUUCAAGAUACUACCAUUGACAGUUCUUUCAAGAAUUUAUCAGACUUUCAUGAUAAUUUGAAUAAACAAGAUGACAUUACGUUUCGGGAAAACAAUGACAUAAAUAUUUCUGUGAGAAAUGAAGACUUUAGCAAACAAAAUGUAGCAUCUCUUGAUCUAAAGCCAGUUGUAAUUUUAGAACGGAUUCAGUCUUUUAAUCGUUGUAAGCUCGGCGAAAAUACUCAUAUCAUACAAAAAGAAGAUUUAUGCAACAAAAAUUUAAAUAAAUCUAAAAAGUUACAUUCUUGCAAGAUUAAAAAUCUGGAAUCAGAAACGGUAGACAGCGACGAAAGUAUUCUUAUUUACCAAUGUAAUAUAAAUUCAUCGCAAUGUGUUUCGUCUUUGAAUGAUUGCUCUCUCGAUUUGAGACUGGAUGUUGAAGACGACUUUUCUGCUUCGAAUGCAGAAAAGAAAGAUGACAAACUAUCAAAUUUGAAAGAUACAGGUGUGAGACAUCACAAUAAGGAGUUACAUGUGGAAGGAUUGCCAUCAAAAAAUUAUUCAAAUGCAGCGAUGGAAUCAGAUAUUUCGAAUAAAACUAACGCCAUUUGGCAAAAUGUGUUAUCAAAUAAAUCUAAAACACAUUCCUAUUUACAUGAAAGAAAUGAUGUGGGUAACGUAAAACUGCGAGAAAUUAAAAUUGUAUUGGAACGAUUGCCAUUAUCAGUAAAAAAUUGUACAAGUACAAUGAUGGAAAUGCAAGUCUUCAAUAGAAAUAAUGCUGCUGUUUGGGAAAAAGGAAUAUUAAAUAAAUCUGAAACACAUUUUUCUAAUUUAUAUAGAACAACUGAGAAAGAUAAUGUAAAACUUCAAGAAAUCAGAGUUUUAUUGGAACGAUUACCUGCGAAUAUAUGCCUUAAGGAAAACAGCAAUGUUACAAAUAUAAAUAUUUUUCCUAAUAAAAAAAUUUCGCACAAUACAGAACUACAAACUAAUAAACGAGAAUCUAAAAUUAGGAAAAUUUCUAAAAGUUUGGCUUGUAAAAAUGAAGUAGCUGUUCCAUCAGUUCGUAAUAAUUAUUCAUCGAAGAUGAAUGUCAAAUUCAAGAAAGAUAACGAUAAAAUAAAUGAUACAUACGAUAUUGUCACACAACAUGGAAGCCUAGUUUUUGAUAAAGUAGAGUCAGAGUUUACAUUUCAGAAUAAAACAUUUCGAUAUAAAAAUUGUAGUAAAGCAAGUCAAGAUGACCGUGGUAAAUAUUCAAUUUUAACAUUUACAUCGUCAGAUGAAGAUGAUUUUGUUCGAUCAAUACAUCCUAGAAAAAAAUCAAAAGUGUCAACUAAUGAUAUAUUAGAUGAACCAAAUAAUAUAAGUAUCGCCGAAAAAGAUUUGUAUGAUCAGACCAAGUUGGUUAUUAGCGAUAAAGACAAAUAUAGUUAUAGGAGAAAUUUAAGUACGGUAAUUCAUUCGUCGGAAAAAAUUGUACAAAGAGACACUGGUUUGAUAAAAAAGAAAAAAGAACAUAACAACAAUGUGCAGACGAGAACUACUUCCUUAGAGUUACUUAGAAAUAAAAAAUUUGUAUUUUCCUCAAGUGAAAGUGAUAAUGAUAAUGUUGCUGAUAAUUCAAAUAAAGAUAAGAAAAAAAUUUUGUUCUUUGAUAGUAAGGAAAAUAUAAGUAAUAACAGUUUAAGGCAUUCAAAUGGAGCAAUAAAAAAAAAUGGAAUAGAUUGUAAAGAUAACGCCCACGUUAUAAUCUUCCAAACAAAAACAUUUGACACAAACUCUUCAGAUUCUGAAGAAAGUAAUAAUUAUACUUCACCUACUCGUAAAAUGUUAACGAAUUCUAUUCACAAUAGAUUGCGAUAUCAUGAUAGUAUCAAUUCAAAAGAAAUCUUUAAUGAUUCUCUUGCGAAGAAGUAUAGUAAAAGACAUUUAGGCUCAUUAAAUUCUUCUCUUGAAAAGCACAAUCGAACGCACAAUGGAAAAACUAAAUUUAAAUCAAUCAAAGAAGUCAAAACGAAUAAACAAUUAGCUAAAGAAUCUAAUAGCGAUAUUAAGUUGAGAAUCGAUGAUACGAGGAAAAAUGCAUCUUUCUCUUCUCUUAUAAACAAUAGACCAGUCACAUCUGUGCAAAAAACAAUAUUAUCAAAUACUUUGGAAAUACUUGAGGAAACUAAUUUAUCGAAAAAUAAAGAGAUCUCGGAAAAAUCUAAAAAUUCAGUGGCUAUUCAGCAGAAUGUUAUUACAUCUACAGUAAGAAAAUUGUUAACAUUUCAAACGAAAAGUUAUUACGAUUCUUCUGAUUCAAGUGAAACUAUAUAG
Molecule: messenger RNA, 3807 nt
Organism: Atta colombica
Lineage: Eukaryota; Metazoa; Arthropoda; Insecta; Hymenoptera; Formicidae
Product: MATH and LRR domain-containing protein PFE0570w-like
Exons: 3
Coding region: 127-3807 (1226 amino acids)
Source: RefSeq, a predicted model, not a curated record